AUGGCUGAGUGCCGGUCCCUGGUGCCACCCUGUUGCCCUUGUCUGUGUUGCAGCACCUACGGGGAGCUGACGAACUGCACAGCGCUGAUUGCCGAGAGGCUCGACUGCUACUGGCCCAACCAGCUGGUGGACGAGUUCUUCGUGGCCGUCCACAAGCAGUACUUCAGGAACUGCUCCCCCUCUGGCCGGGCGCUGCAUGACCCCCCCAACAGCAUCCUCUGCCCCUUCAUCCUGCUGCCCGUCCUCGUCACCCUCCUGAUGACCGCGCUGGUGGUGUGGAGGAGCAAACGCAGCGAGGAGGUACACCCUGCUGCUGGCAUCAGGGAGGGAUGGGGGGGACCCUCCCCUGGAACAUGCUUGGUUUUUGGGAAGACCCUGGCAGAGGAGCAUCAUGGUGGGUACCAAGCCCUGGAGGCAGAGACAGCAGCGCCACUGCUCCUCCCUCGCUGGUACCCUGCACACCGCGCACAUGCCGCUCACCCCGUGGUUUCCAAAUAA
Molecule: messenger RNA, 498 nt
Organism: Leptosomus discolor (cuckoo roller)
Lineage: Eukaryota; Metazoa; Chordata; Aves; Leptosomiformes; Leptosomidae
Source: RefSeq, a predicted model, not a curated record